Molecule: messenger RNA, 627 nt
Organism: Aspergillus luchuensis
Lineage: Eukaryota; Fungi; Ascomycota; Eurotiomycetes; Eurotiales; Aspergillaceae
Exons: 4
Coding region: 1-627 (208 amino acids)
Source: RefSeq, a predicted model, not a curated record
AUGUAUCGCUCACUUUUUUCUAUUCUUAUUGCUCUCUGCUUCUAUGGCCAUUGCGCCUUUGCCUCCUUAACUUCAAGCGAGAUCGCCAACUCUUUGAAUGAAUUGGCGCAACAAGGUUUCGCUGCCAAGGAUCUCGUAUUGGAGAUUAACUCCACCGCCGAUGCCGGUCCGAUGCGUGAUGUCUAUACGGAAAUGGAUACGAUGGUGACCGUGGUCCUCACGGACGUCGAGUUCAUGACCAAUACCCCUAUCAUCACUGAUCAAUCCGAAGAGCAGACAGUAUAUGAAGGGUACUCAAAUUUCGUACAGUCGCUCCUUGAGCUCAUGGACGCCUUCUCCGACAGCGCAACUGAGUUGAAGUCGAUUGACUCAACCACCAAGGAGAAAGUGCCCUCGGAAGUUCGCAUCCUGGAAAGUGCCGUGGACGCCUACUUCUAUAAUAUUAUCGGCCUCUUCCCAGCCAACAGCUCGUACAAUGCCCAAGCCAGCAACCAGAAAGCCCAGGUUGACACUCAUUGCUUCCAGGCUAUCUGGGCGUUUGAUCUCAGCGAUGGCAGUCAGUUUAGCUCUCAAUCGCGCAGGACUAACUCUCUUCACGCUCGAAGAAUGAUGCGAAACUCUGCGUAA